UCGUUUUUACAUAACCGUCAACCGCUCGCGCAUUUCUGAGCGCGCAGCAGCUGUUUAUUAAGUAGAUUCAAAGCGUGUUUCGUCAGCACGUCACGUCCUCACUUGUCAAAUCUUGAGGAGAUGUGGAGCGAAGAGUAAUUUUGUCUUCGUGGUUUAAGCAAGGUGUAACACAUCCAGUGUUCACUGAGGCGGCGGUGAGUUGAAAGGCUCGCGGUUAGCAUGAGAUUACUUCGUCCUAAGGGGGCGCGCCUCGUGUGCGCGGCUCGUUGAGUUUAAGAUGAGGAGAUGAGAGAAGCGGCAGCUCAUUCACUGUCAGAUGCGGGAUCGCUCCACGCUGAACUUUUAACAAAAUAAAGGACAUAAAGUUUGGAUAUAAAACGGACUGUUGUGGAUAAAGUGUGGACUUUUUAUUGUACAAACAGUUUCUGUUCCCUGGAUUACUUCUGGAUCAUUUUUAGACGGGAUCAGAUGCGAUGCAAACCAAACCAGGGAUAAAGACUUAAUUCGCGUUUUGUUUUUUACGAAAUGAUGAGCAUUCCGCACACUGUUUUGUGGGUUUUAUUUAUGUCUCGCUCAAAUGCGCUGGAGUUUAUCAUCUAGCGCGUGAAAUUAUUGGAUAAGAAUUUAUAAUAGUGCCCAGAUUGAUUUCACAGAGCCUGUUUUGUGGCUCGUUUUUCUUUGAGCUGUUAAGAGUUUAUACUUUGUGAGAUUUGUCUCUGGAAAGGCAUGUUCCCUGGCUCCACGCCGGUUGGAGCAUCUUUGCGGCUCCGGUCGGGAAGGUUUCGCCUGCGCUGUUACACAUUUGGACCACAGGGGAGAUGAGAACCGCGCUGAUCCAUUUUCUCUUCUGCUGCUUCUAUCUGCUUUCAGCAGCCGUUGAGGAAGCUCCAAUUCCCAGAGAACUGAUCGAGCGAAUCUCCAACAGCGAGAUCCACAGUAUCAGCGACCUCCAGCGGAUCCUGGAGAUUGACUACUUAGCAGAAAAUGAGGUGGUGGAGGAAGUUAAACAGCAAGGCCACCAUAAGGAGCAUCUCUAUGACAAUAGACACCUUAAGAAUUCACGUGCACACUCCAGACGCAAGAGAAGCAUCGAAGAGGCAGUGCCUGCUGUUUGUAAGACACGCACGGUGAUCUACGAGAUCCCGCGGAGUCAGGUGGAUCCCACCGCCGCCAACUUUUUGAUCUGGCCUCCGUGCGUCGAGGUGAGGCGAUGCUCGGGCUGCUGCAACACAAGCAACAUGCGCUGUCAUCCCUCCAAAAAGCAUCACAGGACUGUAAAGGUGGCCAAGGUGGAGUACGUACGCAGAAGGCCGAAGCUCCUGGAGGUGCAGGUGCAGCUGGAGGACCAUCUUGAAUGCGUAUGCACAUCCAGACAUCACUCGGAGUCCCGCAUGCACACAGAUAAAAGGUGAGCGUGGCACUGGAUGAAAGCGAGUCGAGGAGGUGAGUGGCAGCCAUCACAUCCAAUCAGAUAACUGGGACAGCGCAACAGCCAGUGAGCGAUAUCAUCUGAAAAGACAAGCUGGUGCACCCUGAGCGAAUAAGGGAGGUCUUUUGGGAUCCCUCUGGACUUUUUGAAAGGACUCGGACAAAGACUUUGCCUUUGGAUUAAAAACCAGAGGAACUACGCAGUAAAAGACACUGCAGAUAAAGAGACUCGCAAAGCGAAACAUUGGGAUCUGUUUUCACGACCUUGUAAAGGAGCAUCUAUCACAACUUUAUUUGUAUAUCAAAAUUUAUUUUCUGCAAGCAAGUAUCUGUAUCGUCUUCAUUUUUAUAACUGCCAGUUUUCUAUCAACACUGAUAAUCUCUUGUAUAUGCCGUAGAAUGAACAAGUACAACAAAACACAAACUACAGUAACUGAUACUAAUAAAGUACAUACACUGUG
Molecule: messenger RNA, 1889 nt
Organism: Misgurnus anguillicaudatus (oriental weatherfish)
Lineage: Eukaryota; Metazoa; Chordata; Actinopteri; Cypriniformes; Cobitidae
Gene: pdgfaa
Product: platelet-derived growth factor alpha polypeptide a
Biological process (GO): positive regulation of MAP kinase activity; positive regulation of phosphatidylinositol 3-kinase/protein kinase B signal transduction; positive regulation of protein autophosphorylation
Cellular component (GO): membrane
Molecular function (GO): platelet-derived growth factor receptor binding; growth factor activity
Source: RefSeq, a predicted model, not a curated record